Messenger RNA from Drosophila hydei, 1848 nucleotides. It is a transcript of the gene Adgf-C, whose product is annotated as adenosine deaminase 2. The record is from RefSeq and is a predicted model, not a curated record. Gene Ontology annotation, biological process: inosine biosynthetic process; adenosine catabolic process. The transcript has 6 exons. NCBI's taxonomy places the organism in Eukaryota, Metazoa, Arthropoda, Insecta, Diptera, Drosophilidae. Bases 165 to 1688 code for a protein of 507 amino acids. Gene Ontology annotation, molecular function: adenosine deaminase activity.
CUAGCGAGCGGGCGCAAACACCUGGACGCGGAGGCCCAUAAUAAAUCAACUCAAAUUUAAUGACCUGUAUAACACAAUUCCCAACGUGUCAAUAAAGCAACAAUCAAUAUUUGUGCAGCCGGCUCAACACGCUUUUGGCCAAAACAAAUCGGAGUUCGAAGAAAAUGAAGCGUCUUUUGUUGCUGCUGCUAGGAUUGCUGGCCAAACCUCUGCAUGCAGCUGUGGAGACUUCGAUAAGCUAUGAGAAGGCACGCCAGGCAGUGCUCAAUGCCGAGGAGCAGCUGAUGACUGGCGGCCGUACCAGUCUGAACGAGAAGGAGACUCAAGUGGACGAUCUCUUCAUGCAGUACAAGCUGGGCGAAUUGGCGCAGGGCUUCAGGAACGCCGAUCAGAACGUGGCUGGCAUGCAUUUCUUUAAGGCUAAGCCUCUGAUCGAUCGCAGUUCCGUCUUUAAAUUUGUGCAGCAGAUGCCAAAGGGCGCUGUGCUCCACUUGCAUAACACCGCAGCGGUCAGCUCCAAGUGGGUGGUGCGAAAUAUGUCAUAUAUGCCGGGCAUGCUGCGCUGCACCGACGCCGAGGGACACAGCGUCCUGAGCUUUCGACGCGCCGUCAAGCUUCAUAAAUGCACUUCGCAAUAUGUGUACGUGGCGGAUGAGAGGAGGAGCUCCAUUGAUCCGAUGCUGUACGAUGAGAACCUGGAGAGACUCAUCAAUUUAUAUACGCCCGUGCCGGAACUCGAAUAUCCCACGAUAACUGCCGUUUGGACCAAGUUCCAGGGAAUGUUUGAUACCUUGACGGAAGCCAUCUACUACCUGCCCGCAUAUCGUGCCUACCACUGGCAGCUGCUCGAGGAGCUCUACAAUGACAAUGUGAUGUAUGCGGAGCUGCGCAUUAGCCUCAAAGAGCUCUACGAUGCCAGCGGACGCACCUUUCCCAAGGAGCAGGCCGUGCGAGAGCUGCAGGUGCUAAAUGAGAAAUUUAUGCGUUUGCAUCCCAAUUUCAUUGGCAUCAAGGUCAUCUACGCCGUGUGGCGCGGCGCAGAUGCGGAGAAGCUGAGGCAAAACAUAAAGGAAUUCCGGAUGCUACAGGAGACCUUUCCGCAGUUUGUGAUUGGCUUUGAUCUGGUGGGGCAGGAGGAUAAGGGAAAGCCUCUCUAUGAACAGCUGGCAGUCUUAAAGGAACUGCCGCCCAAUACACGAUUGUUUCUACACGCAGGCGAAACGAAUUGGUACAGCGCCUCGACGGAUAUUAAUCUGCUGGACGCUCUGCUGCUGAACACUACACGGGUUGGUCACGCCUUUGCUCUGGUCAAGCAUCCCAUACUGAUGAACGCCGUCAAGACGAGAGGCAUAGCCGUGGAAUUGAAUCCCAUAUCGAAUCAGGUGCUACACCUGGUCUGGGAUAUGCGCAAUCAUCCGGGUGCACAGUAUUUGGCACUAGACGUGCCUGUGGUCAUUUGCAAUGAUGAUCCCGGCUUUUGGAAUGCCAAAGGCUUAAGCUACGACUUCUACUACGCGAUCAUGAGCAUGGCGCCCAACAAUGCCGGGCUCCGAGUGCUCAAGACUCUAGUUUACAACUCUGUGCGCUACUCGACGCUCACGGACAGAGAACGGCAACGGGCAUACCAAGUGCUCGACUAUAGCUGGUCGCUAUUCAUGGACAAAGUGCUGCAGGGCAAGGUUUUUUAAAGAACCUGUUAAAGACAAGAAACACUACGAAAAAUUUAAUAGUAUAUUUAACUAUUGCGAAAUGAUUACUAUUAUUAAUAUACUUAACACUAUAAAACAUAAUUCACUGAUGACCGAGGCAACAGCAGCUGGAUAAACUACAAUUAUUACAUUAUAAUAG